Messenger RNA from Micropterus salmoides (largemouth bass), 2656 nucleotides. RefSeq names its product neurogenic differentiation factor 2-like. Gene Ontology annotation, molecular function: protein dimerization activity. Gene Ontology annotation, biological process: regulation of DNA-templated transcription; nervous system development. Lineage: Eukaryota; Metazoa; Chordata; Actinopteri; Centrarchiformes; Centrarchidae. The transcript is spliced from 2 exons. The coding region runs from base 444 to 1511 and encodes 355 amino acids. The record is from RefSeq and is a predicted model, not a curated record.
AUGCGGGCGCAUGUCAAUCACCGUGCUCUCAUGUGAUGGCUUUUGCCGGUGACGUGCCAGCCAUAUGGGCGCUGGCAUCACAGCCUUAGCUGGUAUGUAACCCCGUCCCCGGUAGCUCACGGUUGCCACACGCGCACUCACACUCACACACACACCACACACACACACAUGCAUACAUGCUCUCUUACUCACUCGCAUACACACAGACACGCCAAGACGCACGUUUCGUUCACAAGCUCCGGUUAUUCGAGUGCGCGCGCUGGGAGAGAAGCACCCCUAAACAACCCAUCAGCUCCAGUGAAAGAAAGCCGCUCGCUGCCUGCACCUCUAUACUGACAGGGAGCGUUGGUUCGCUCACUCGUGCAGGUCCCUGAAGAUGGUCUGAAACUCAAGCGCGUGUUUUUCCUCCCAUCCCCUGUGAAGAGCUCCAGUCGAGAGCCACAAUGUUGACGAGGCUUUUCAGUGACCCCUCACUGCUUCCCGACGUGCAGAAAUACUCCGGCUGGGCGGACAGCGACGACGAGCAAUCCAAGAUCAAAGAUGAGGACCAGGACACCCAGGACGAAAUGGAAGGAUCUGAUAUGAGAGGAGACAGCCGGACGCAGUCCGAGCACGCCGGUGAAGACGACGAGGACGACGGGGUGGAGGAAGAGGACGACGGAGAGGAUACAGAGGGGGAUAGGCCCAAGAAAAGGGGCCCCAAGAAGCGCAAAAUGACCCAGGCUCGGAUCGAGCGCUCCAGGAUGCGGCGGGUGAAGGCCAACGCACGGGAGCGGACCCGCAUGCAUGACCUGAACUCUGCGCUCGACAAUCUGCGUAAAGUGGUGCCCUGCUACUCCAAAACGCAAAAACUGUCCAAAAUCGAGACUCUGCGGUUGGCCAAAAACUAUAUCUGGGCCCUGUCGGAGAUAUUGCGCUCUGGAAAAAGGCCCGACGUUGUGUCCUAUGUCCAGACGCUGUGUAAGGGACUCUCCCAGCCCACGACCAACCUGGUGGCGGGAUGCCUGCAGCUAAAUUCCCGUAACUUCCUAACGGAACAGCAGUGUCAGGACGGGGGGAGGUACGGGUCCAGCUCAUUCUCCAUGCAUUCCUACCCCUACCAGUGCGCGCGUCUCUCCAGCCCCCACUGCCAGCCAGGCUCGAACUCGCUUCCACUGAGGACACACAGCUACUGCUCGGCUUACGACUCUCUGUAUGGUGGGAGCGGAUCCCCGGAGUAUAACAGCCCCGAGUAUGAGGGGCCUCUCAGCCCGCCUCUGUGCAUCAAUGGCAAUUUUUCCCUGAAGCACCAAGGCUCUGCCUCCCCCGAAAACGAGAAGGGGUACCACUACUCUAUGCAUUACUCCGGCCUGCCUGGCUCAAGACCCACCGGGUCCCACAACCUGGUGUUUGGCUCCUCGGGAGCCCGGAGCGGCAUUCACUCUGAAAACGUCCUGCCUUACCACGACAUGCACUUACACCACGAACGAGCCCCUGUGUAUGAUGAACUGAACGCGUUUUUUCACAAUUAAAAUCAGAAACCUAUCAUGCGUCCCCUUGCAAUCAACAAUCUAUCCACAGCACACUUUUUGACAAGCGUAUGCCCGCCAGGAUUUAGGUAUUCUGAAGAGAUGUUUCACUUGUUGUCAUUGGUGUUUCCCUUUAAUUUAUUCAGUCUUACAUUUUUUGUUGUGCUAUGGUCAGGGAUGUAGUGGAGGGUAAUCCACCUAACCCACAAUAUUAUUUUGCGCAACAAGAUUUAUCCAGCUUUUUUAGGCUGAAAUAAAUCUCUGAAAGGAAAAUUGACGAACAAAUCAUAUCAAGACCUGUUAUGAUAAGGCAAUUUCAAAAUAGCUAUCAAUGUUUUAAAAGUGUGAUUUGUGUUUGUAUCGGUAGCUGUUUGCAUUUUGAUGACUGAAAGUCUAAAGUUUACCCCGUUUUUACCACUACAUCACUGGCUACAGCUACACCUUGACAACGGCGGUGAUUUUCAAAUUUAGAUAGGCUAUAUGAACGAACGAGCUAAUUAAAAUCACAAUUACUCGCCUGUAUGUGCCAGCUUUGGGAGAUUGUGUUUUUUGGAAACGAUAAAAUCUAAAGAAAUGCAGAGGGAAAUGCUGAACUGAAAAAAUGUUGGGUUGUUCAAAUCAGUAGUUCCGCAUCUAUGCAAAAUCCAAGGAGACCACAGAGCGAGGCAUCAAGGCCUAAAAAGACUAUAUGUUUCAUCAGCACUGUAUCUGCACGCACGGGUGCGCGCAGAUACACACACACACACACACACAUUGGAAUUAACACCCAACGAAUCUGACGGUGGCUGAGCUGGCCAAAAUGGUUUAACUUAAAAAAAAAAAUUAAAAUACUAUUAAAUCAGACAUUUUUCUCAUUUUCUUUUUUUACUCUUAUUUAUUCAUCUGAUCCAUAUUUUUCUAAUUGAGCUAUUGCACAGUAUUUUGAUUUGAUUGACAUUUUGGUUCAAUAUUUUCAUUUUGAUUCGUAAUGCUAUGUUGAAUAGGUUUCUAUUAUUACUAUUAUUGCACGUAUUUAUUGUGUUGUUUUUUGUAAUUAAUGUUACUAGUCUAUGGAAAUGAAGGGAUCCCAUGUGUUGCUGAGCAUUUCUUUCAUAAAAUUCAAGUCUUUCAACUUUGUAUUCAACCAACUGUGUGGUAAAAUAAAAUGA